Messenger RNA from Haliotis rufescens (red abalone), 750 nucleotides. RefSeq lists its product as uncharacterized. The record is from RefSeq and is a predicted model, not a curated record. The transcript is spliced from 3 exons. The coding region runs from base 110 to 640 and encodes 176 amino acids. Lineage: Eukaryota; Metazoa; Mollusca; Gastropoda; Lepetellida; Haliotidae.
ACUAACCCACACCUCAACCUUUCAAGCACAUCACGCCAGUUCUAGUAAUGAGAGAGUAGUCAUAAAUCAUACUUUUAGAAGCCAGAAAUUAUCAGAACGUUCAGCAAAGAUGGGAUGCUUGGUGGGAUGCUCGAGGCUGUUCAAGGUAGCUUCUCUCAUACUGUUCCUUGGCCUCAUCGUCAAUGCGAUUGGAUUUGCUUCGCCAUUUUGGUCAAACAGAUCGCCGGACAUCGAAGGCUUGUGGCAGAUCUGCGGCAAUGGAGUCUGUGAAGGAACCGUGUUUAAUCCUUUAUCAAGUUCUGAUUGGUUCGUUGCUAACCAAGUGCUGCAGACAGUCGGUCUUGGUUUGGCCUUCAUCGGCGUUAUCAUCGCACUGUCUAUAAUGUGCUCUGCCUGUCUGUUCAACUGCUUCAACACCUGCGGGAUCCUUCUCACUAUACAUGCCCUCCUGGCAGCUAUUCUGUUGAUCGCAGGGUUAACACUAUACGGAGUUCAAGCUAAGAUCCUGGACGCCUCGAUCAAUUUCCUGUUCGCCUUCUGGCUGACUUUGGCGGCUGGGGGACUCUACCUCGUGUCCGGCAUCCUCUUCAGCGUCUCCGUGGACAGAGACUGGAAGCAUGACGAUGACGCUGUAGAAUAAAGCAUUAAACAGCAGCCUUAAUAUCAGAACAAACCACACAAACUAUGUCUGUGCCCACUGUCUUACUCUUAUUUAUCAAAUGUUAAGGUAUGAGGUGCGGUGGGGGUGGG